AUGCCGUACGAAAUUGGAUUGAGCACACCUGAUGUGCCCAAUCGAGGGUUUCCGCUAUGGAUCUGCAGUGUUGUGAUGGUAAUCAUAGCUGGUCUGUUCGUUCUGUCCAGACUGGCUAUUCGAUUCCAUCACAGCCAUUUAGGAUCGGAUGAUUGGAUGAUUUUGGCAUCGCUGGUGGGUUGUCCUCGAAGGAUCGGAGGCUUGGAUCAAACAUUGACAUAUGGUAGAUAUGCUCAAUUGUUCUCACAAACUCUUAUUUACUCGAAACUAGCGGUACACUAUGGAUAUGGAAAACACUCCAAAGAUCUCACGCAACAUGAUCGAGUGACUGCGCUCAGGUGGUUCUUUGGCGCCCAGCUCGUAUACAAGAUCGUCAUUGCUGUCAACAAACUCUCCUUCAUGUGCCUAUACCUUCGGAUAUUUCCCCAGCGCGCCUUCCGGUUGAUUUGCUAUUGUGGGCUGGGGAUAAUCACUGUUUGGGGCACGGCAUAUGUCUUUCUCACCAUCUUCCAAUGCAAACCCAUCGCCUCGUUCUGGGAUAUCACUAUCAAGAACCCGAAAUGUUUGAACAAAGAGGGGUUGUGGAUGUCUUACUCGGUCAUCAACAUCAUAUUCGACCUGCUCAUUCUCGCCCUGCCUAUAUACCCCCUGAGUCGGCUUCGGCUACAAAGGGCAAAGAAGAUUGGUCUCCUUGUAGUGUUUGGAAUGGGAGCAUUUGUUUGUGUCACAACGAUCAUCCGAAUCACCACCCUUGCCCAAUCCGCCAGUGACACUGAUCCGACUAGCGGUCCUAUUCCAGCCACCAUCUGGAGUGUGGUUGAAGCAAACACUGGUAUUAUCUGCACCUGUCUACCAGUCUUCAGACAUCCGCUUCAAUUCUUCUUCCCGCAUCUCUUCAACUCCUCUCAGCAAACCACCAAUCCGUAUAGUCAACGUGUGGCACGUCAUACGACGCAUGCGAGUGGGUCCGAAAGGAAUCUCACCCACGAUGAUUUAUGGCAAGACGAUGGUCUAGAGAUGGCGAGCCCGGAGAUU
Penicillium coprophilum is the source of this 1035-nucleotide messenger RNA. RefSeq lists its product as uncharacterized. The record is from RefSeq and is a predicted model, not a curated record. Lineage: Eukaryota; Fungi; Ascomycota; Eurotiomycetes; Eurotiales; Aspergillaceae. The transcript has 4 exons. The annotation marks the transcript as partial.